Rhizophagus irregularis DAOM 181602=DAOM 197198 is the source of this 1389-nucleotide messenger RNA. NCBI's taxonomy places the organism in Eukaryota, Fungi, Glomeromycota, Glomeromycetes, Glomerales, Glomeraceae. The record is from RefSeq and is a predicted model, not a curated record.
AUGGAAAUGUCGAUCAAAUAUUCUCAAGAACUUAUAAAUGAUUAUGAAAAAUUAUUUAAAACUGAUAAAGGAUAUGAUGUUAUUAUUUAUGCUGGUGAAGAUGAAGUUGAAAUUCAUGCACAUUCACUUAUUUUAUGUACUAGGUCUCAAUAUUUUCGUGCAGCAUUCUCUAAUGAAUGGGCAAAUAAAAAAGAUGGAAAUUUUAUACUUAAUAAACCCAAUAUUUCCCCUCAAGUAUUAAAAAUUAUUUUAAGAUUUAUUUAUUGUGCAAAGAUCGAUUUGACGGAAUUACAAGGUCCAGAAAUUCUAAAUCUUUUAAUAGCUGUGGAUGAACUUAAUGUUCAAACAUUAAUUCAAUGUAUUAGGGAGUAUUUGAUUAAACACCAAUGCGACUUUUUACAACAAAAUGCCAUAGAAAUUUUUGAAACUGCUUAUCAAAAUGAAGCUUUCACUGAUAUAUGGAAUUAUUGUUUUGAUAAAAUUUGUGAAAAACCAGCUGUAUUAUUGGAUAAAUUUAUCAAUUUAAAAGAACCUUUAUUAGAAUUACUUUUGAAACGGGAUGAUUUAUUAUUAGAUGAAGUUGUUGUAUGGGAUAAUCUUAUUAAAUGGAGUUUCGCUCUACAUCCUUCUAUUCAACAAAAUGUUAAGAAAUGGAAUAAAGAGGAAAUUACAAUUAUGAGAAGAACCCUUCACAAAUUUAUUCCUUUAAUUAGAUUUUAUCACAUAACUUCAGAGGAUUUUAUUUUAAAGGUAGAUCCUUUUAAAGCGUUGCUUCCUGAAGAUAUAAUUGAUAAUUUACUUGCAUUUCAUAUGAAUUCAAAUAAGGAAUUAAAUAUUGAUUUACAUCCUCCUAGAAUGCCUAAAUAUGAUUCUAUUAUAAUUAAUGGUAGUUAUUUUGCUAUCCUUGCUAGUUGGAUUGAAAAGAAAAAUCAUUUUUAUUAUAAUGAAAGAAAUAUUCCAUAUAAUUUUAAUUUACUUUAUCGUGCUAGUAGGGAUGGUGAUACGCAUGCAGACUUUCAUAUUAAAUGUGAUAAAAAAGGAGCUACUAUGGUUGUGAUAAAAAUCACGGAUUCGGAGCAAAUAGUUGGAGGAUAUAAUCCAUUGGAUUGGAAUUCAAGUAACUUAUGGGUGUCUGCGAAAGAUAGCUUUUUAUUCUCAUUUACAGAAAAAAAUAACUUUCAAAGUGCAAAAGUAGGUUAUAGUAAUAAUAAUAAGUAUUCUAUAGGUUACUUUUCAGAUCAUGGCGUGGUCUUUGGUACUGAUUUAUAUUUUUAUGAAGGGAUUUGGCAUAGCCAGAAAUAUAAUACUCAUUCUUAUCCCGAAAUUGGUAUACCAAGAAAGAUUUUUGAAGCGGAUGACUAUGAAAUUUUUCAAGUUGUUAAGAAAUAA